Nematostella vectensis (starlet sea anemone) is the source of this 5313-nucleotide messenger RNA. RefSeq lists its product as uncharacterized. The record is from RefSeq and is a predicted model, not a curated record. The coding region runs from base 2365 to 3981 and encodes 538 amino acids. The transcript has a single exon. Lineage: Eukaryota; Metazoa; Cnidaria; Anthozoa; Actiniaria; Edwardsiidae.
GUAUAAAACUCAGAAUAGGGGGGGAGGUAUCUGUUUUCAGUCUGUUUUUUGUAAAUUCAGCUAAAAAAAAGCCAGGGGUCAAUGGGUUAAUGUAUAACAUCGUUUUUCUUACAUCGGUUUUUUUCCAUGUAAUUUUAAUUUUAUUAACUUUGCCUGAUAAUAAAUAUAACAUAAUAAAUGAGACAACUACACACAACUACGACAUAUUGAGAAAAUUUGUAAUGGUGUAUUUGGAGAUGGCUUUCUUACACUCUUCAAAAGAAUGACAACUUUGAAUAAUUGACGAUUUGGAAGAGAUUUGAGAGUGUUCAUAGUUCACACUUUUGAUACAAUAUCUUCAGAUAUUUCAUCGUAUAGGCAAUCAACAGUUUUCUUGCUUUAAGUACCACCCUAUUCUUAAUCUGAAGUUUCAAGUUCGAUUCGGAACUGUAGAUAAAUAGCAUUUACUAUUAUACUAUGUCAACUCCAAACAAUAGGAGGUACCUCCACCACUGCAUUGCAUGACAAGAGAUGCUAUAGUACUGGCGAAGCUGGUCGGCCUUGUCCACGCCAGCCAUGUGCUUGUUGUUUAGACGAACAAUGGGGAGGAAAGAAAUGUUGAUAUCUCCAUCUUUCUGCUAAUGGUGGACAGUUUUAACUCCUAUAGCUUGGCAUUGGAUAUCCAAGAAGUUUACUACUUUCUUUUUCUUACAUGCUAUGUCAACUACUUUCUUUCGUAAAACCGAUUCAGUUUCUACAUUGUGGCCUUGUCUUUCAAAGCGGCUGGAAAGUCUUUUCAGUUAUCACAGAGAGUAUGAUAACGUUUUCGAAGCAUUUUCCCGUUAUGUUCGGUCCAUACAUUUUAGCCCAAACCUUGUUCGACAGUGCCGCUAUCUUGCUUUCCCGUCAAAACUCACACACAACGCCAUCUCCGAGUCCGCAAGGACCCAAACCGUUAUCCCUCCCUUGAUAGGCUCCAUUGGAAUGUACUGUCAGAAUCCUAGUUGUCCCUUAAACUUCACAAUAGCCUCAUCAUUGCUCACAUUUCCUGAAGGCCUAAAUUCAUCUGCUCUCUCCUAAAUUUAUUAUCAUCCCCCGGUCGUGCUAACAAAACAAUAAGCACACCUAUAUAUUGUUUGUGGUGUGCUCGGCUGAGAACCGCAGUUGUAUUUACAAAAAUUCUGGGUGAGUGAGUGUAUUAGAUAUUAAAUACUGAUACCUUGUCUAGAUAAUAUCUAAAAAGAGGGCAUGCAAAAUUUCCAAAGGGUUAAAAACCCCUAAGUGCUCGUAGCACUUAUACACAUUGAAAAUACGGGGAAAACCCCAGCCCUAAUGACCGCACCUCAUGCUAGCUGGGCAAGGCAAAUUAAAGUUUCUGAAAAUAGAUAAUCUAGUCUAGUCUAGAUAAUCUUUAACAGGAAUCCUGUUAUUGGCUGUGGCUGUAGCUCCACCAGAUCUAAGGUUUUGGAGACUGAUCUUCGACACGUCUGUAAUCCCAGUGAACGCCUCCUUGAUAAGUUCCCUUGUGUGAGAAUAGCUUAUUCCUUGAGAGCGCACCUUAGUAGAGCAAGAUUCAGGGCUCGAAAUAGAAAAAAAUUUUUUGGCAUGUCAUAGCAAAUUUUGAACUGCCAAAAAAUAUUUUGACCUGCCACAUUUUUUUACUGUAGAUGUGAGCAUUAAAUUUAAACUCUUGUAUUUGUAAUUUCAACUUUUCAAAACAUUCAAUUUCGUUUGACAACAUAAUUUUAACAUGUAUCUAAGAGAAGCUUUACUAAAGCAAGGUAUCUAAUGGCAAGUCCCUGAAACAACCCAAAAAAAAGACUGAGAUUAAAAAAAGACUGAGUUCAUGCUUCAUCGUCGUCUUCUGUCAAUACUAGUCUUUUUGCAGUUUCGACAACAUCUGAUUAAGGUAGGAUCCUUUUUGAUCCAGUUGUUGGUUCUUUUCGUGGUCCACUUGGCUCUACAGAAGGUCUUUUCUGGGUGGCACACUAAUUACACCAUCUUGAAAGGGCUGGCUUUGGGUCAAAUUGAUGUAUUGCACUUCCCUCCUCGGUGAUUCUGAGCAGAUUUUCAACUCUCCUCUCUCCUAAACAAUUUCUCCAGUCAUUGUGGACACGAUUCAUAGCUGAGAAGAUUCGUUCAAGAGUGGCAUUGCUAAUAGGAACAACUUACAGAAUCUCAACAAGAUGUAGGACAUUGCUGAGCCAUAGCGGAUGCUCUAAAGCCAACAACAGUGUUUUCUGAUAUUAAUGACAUGAUUGUUAAAGUGUACUACUUAUUCUUGACUUUCACCCACGUGACACCGCACUUGACAACGGUUGCUAUCCGCCAUUACUGUGCCCCUCAAGCGUAAACAAACGGAGAUAUAUAGUACUUUUACUCAAUAUGGUUCAUUGUAUAGUGGUUGGAUGUGCUUCUAAAAGCGGAAAAAGUCGUGUUAGCUUUCAUACAAUACCCAAGAUUGUAUCAAAUCAAGGAGAAGAGCACGAAGAACUCACUAGAGAGAGAAGAAGGCGCUGGAUUUCAGCAAUAAGUCGAGGCGAUACAGAGACGAAGAGAAUCCUCGACAGUGAACGAGUAUGUGGGUUACAUUUUGUGACUGGAAAAGCUGCAGCCUCUUGGGAUAGAUAUCACAUCGACUGGGUGCCAACUCUAAACCUUGGAAAGCCACAAGCGAAGCAGCCUACAGUCGAUAAACAAAAAGAAGAAGCGAGUUUGAAGGCUGAAAGGGCCAAGGAGCGCAGGAAGAGAAGCAUCGAGCGUCAACAAAUCGAAGCAGCUAAGAAGAGAAAAGAGCUGGAACAAACUGGUCUGACUGUGCAAAACAUAGAUUUUGCUAUUGCUAGCACAUCUACUGAAGAUGUUUCAGGCCUAGACGCUCAUUCUGACGAAGCUUGUGGCAGUACAAGUUAUGAAUAUUUUGACGGCGAUGAGACAGAGAAGGGAAUUCAAACAGUCGUCCACGAAAUGAUUGAUCGUUCCACUUCAACGGAGGACUUUGAAGUAGUUUCUGAAGGCAGGAGAAAUAGAGGAAUGCAGACUCAAGAAUUCAAUUAUUUGUUUAAGAACUCUGUAUAUCAAGCUCCAGAUAAAGACUUCUUCCAAUCUCCAGAUAAAGUUCGUUUUUACACUGGAUUGUCUUCGUUUGAUAUACUAAUGGUAGUGUUUGAACAUGUUAGCCCGUACGUAUCACGACGAUCAGAUUUAACCAGCUUGAACAGCUUUCAAGAAUUUAUCAUUGUUUUGAUGAAGUUACGGUUAAAUGUACCAUUUCAAGACUUCGCAUACCGUUUUGAGGUGUCCUUAACAAGUGUGUCAAGGAUAUUCACCUCAUGGAUACAUGCAAUGGACUCGAGGCUGUCUUGCUUUAUUCAUUGGCCUGCAAGGGAACAGCUGUGGAAAACUAUGCCAAUGUGUUUUCAGUACACCUUUGGUCGUAAGGUUACUGUAAUAAUUGAUUGUUUCGAAGUUUUUAUUGAGAAACCAACAAACCUUAUGGCCAGAGCUCAGACCUUUUCUUCAUAUAAGAACCACAACACUGUUAAGAUUUUGAUUGGAAUCACACCCCAAGGCACUAUCUCAUUUGUUUCUGAGGCUUGGGGAGGAAGAACAUCAGAUAAAUUUCUGACUGAGAACUGUGGAAUCCUAGAAAAAUUGAUACCAGGAGAUACUAUAAUUGCAGAUAGAGGAUUUACAAUUUCUGAGAGUGUUGGUUUGAAGCAAGGAAAGCUAGUGAUUCCUGCAUUCACCAAAGGAAAAGCUCAGCUGCACCCAGUAGAUGUAGAGCGUUCAAGAGGCAUAGCGAAUGUUUGGAUCCAUGUGGAGCGAGUGAUAGGUCUACUACGAAGGAAAUAUACUAUAUUAGAAGGAACACUCCCCACUAAAUUCUUGAGUUGUGAUCAGAACGGUCCCACAGAAAACCAGGUACCCAUAAUAGACCGUAUUCUAAGAGUUUGUUCAGCCCUUGUAAAUUUUUGCCCAUCAAUAGUACCAUUUGAUUAGCUAGUUUAAAUGAAUUUUUAUUGUUUUCUAAGACAAUACCCUGGUGGAAAUCUUUCCCAGAAUCCUAGUAGAUAUUGGAUCUUUAAUCAUCCUAUCAAGAUCCUGUGGGACUCUAAGACUUUGGUAAAUCCUAAUCCUGGACAGAAUCCUGUUUGGGAUCCCGAUAGAAUCUUACAGGAUCCUGGAAAAUAUUUUCACAAGGGGAGUGCAAGAAUUAUGUACUAGACUAAAGAUCAACCACUUACCUCUGGCCAAAAUACCUAAAUCCAUUUUUGGACUACUUGAUUACUUUCAGCAUAUACAUUGUUGCUAUUGUAAAUAAUUAUUGAUAUUUAUUAAUAGAGUGGUCCAUUUGUGUUCUUUUAUUUGUACAGCUACUCACCAUACUUUAAUCAAAGGUUAAUGUAAAUCAUUCUAACUAAAGCAAUAGCACUGAAACUGUGAAACAAGGACUAACUAAAAAGUACAAAUAGUACUAAUUAAGCAAUAGAAAACAAAGGAUUUUGCUACUAUUUGUCUCUAUAGUUAAUAGUAGACAUAUUUUAGUUAUUUCAUGGUUUAAGUGUUAUCGCGCUAUUGGACAAAAUUAUUUAGCUGCUUAUCAGGUGAUCUAAAACAGCAAAGAUACAUGUUAUGUUAACAAAAAGUUUUUUUUGUAAACAAGUGUUAAUCAUUUAAAAAUCUAUGAUGUAAAUGCAUGUCUAAGUUGGCAAAUAACAAACUCAUAGUUGAAGAAAAUACUCCUCGAUGUUCAAUUGGUUUUAUUGACAAAGAUGAGGAAGUCCUAUGGCAAUACAAUAAAUCAAGGAUUAUAAUUAAACUGAGGAUUACAAAUAACGGUAACUAGGAUAUAACAAAUGAACGCGUAGGACUUACAUGAAUAAUGUUCAAAACAAGAUGGCCGGCUGCUCUCUUCUGAGCCGGUCAGCGGUCUUACAUAAGACCUAGGCCCUAGCGGCCAGCGUCACACACUCUUCAAUAGUGACUGGUUUUAAACUAAAAAGCAACAACAAGAUUGUUGAAUUUUUGAAUCAAAUAUUAUUUAUAUAUCUAAAGUCAUCUUGCACAUUGUCAAUAUAAUAUUAAGAACAGGAACAAAAUAAUUUCAAUAUUUAGCAAAAUUAUUUCAAAACAUGACAAUAUUGCUUAAAUUCAUAUCUCUGGUAAAUUCUAUGGCAAAUUAUUGUAAAUUUUAUGUAUCAUUGUGAAUGAUUUCACAUUAUUUUACACCAAUGGAUAUGCAAAUAUGUUUUGUUAUUUACAAAAUUCAGUGAUUUUUACUGCAUUUAGAUUGAAAACAAUUUAACUGCAAAAUAAAAAGGAUUAAAUAUU